CAUUAAUUAUUUAUAUUUUGAACACUCUGAAGGUGACUGAUAAUGUUGGCUUCAUCAUGACCUUGGAACUGGACUUCUAUGGGUUGGAUGUAAAAGGAAACCUGUUCCAUUAUUUCAUUUACGAAGCUUGCGCUUUCUGUACCCAAUUCUGGGUGGCAGCAAUGUAUGGUAUUACCCUGGCCACCAUACAAUCUAUAGUUGAUAGCUCUCUCACAAUGCUUAAAGUGGUGACGGAUCGGCUGAACAGACUGCAAGAGUUUUCUGGACCGUCUUUAAAGCAAGAAUUGUCGGAAAUCAUCGACUUACACGUGCAUGUCCUAAGUUGCUUGGAACAAUUUGAAAACUACGUUAGUCUGGCAAUGCUGAUGCAAUUAUUCAACUGCGUUACGAUCUGGAUUAUGUUGGUUUUGAUUUUGAGCAGUAGCUUUGACUUGAAUACGUUAAGUGUGCUGGUUCUGCUGGUGGUAACAACCGGCGAAACAUAUGCUCUUUGUAAAUGGGCAACGGAGUUAAGUGAUGCGAGUGCAACUGUAGGUGACGUUGCAUCUCAUGCACAGUGGUACAAUAUACCAGCGGCUGAUCAGAAGGCAGUUGUAUCAAUCGUGCUGAGAGCUCAAAAGCGCGAAGGAAUUAAGGUGGCUGGUUUCCAGUAUUUGGAUAUGGAAUCGUUUGGAAUGCUGGUUCAAAGGACAUAUUCGACUUUCAUGGUGGUGCGAGAUAUGCUGUAAACUGGCUCUUUUAUUAAUAACACUACUGCUGUUAUGUAAAGUGGGAAGUUUUGUACAGAUUUUCAAUGUAA
Messenger RNA from Topomyia yanbarensis, 799 nucleotides. RefSeq lists its product as uncharacterized. The transcript is spliced from 5 exons. Gene Ontology annotation, cellular component: plasma membrane. The record is from RefSeq and is a predicted model, not a curated record. Gene Ontology annotation, biological process: sensory perception of smell; detection of chemical stimulus involved in sensory perception of smell. Lineage: Eukaryota; Metazoa; Arthropoda; Insecta; Diptera; Culicidae. Gene Ontology annotation, molecular function: odorant binding; olfactory receptor activity. Bases 57 to 728 code for a protein of 223 amino acids.